Messenger RNA from Babesia ovata, 360 nucleotides. Its product is annotated as major facilitator transporter, putative. NCBI's taxonomy places the organism in Eukaryota, Apicomplexa, Aconoidasida, Piroplasmida, Babesiidae. The transcript has a single exon. The record is from RefSeq and is a predicted model, not a curated record. Bases 1 to 360 code for a protein of 119 amino acids.
AUGAUGGCGUUGAAGUAUUCCAGACGGGUUGAGCAUCGCACGACCGUGUACCGCUUUUCUAUAGGAAGGCUCAUGUACUCGAUGUUCUCACUUGCCACCGACAGACGCAUCAUGGGUAUCAGGCACUUGCGCAUAUCGUCGAAAAAUGUGAUCUUGAUCCCCUUGACGUUGAAACUGACCGAAAUGAACCGCCCCGGCGUGCCGACACCGUCUACGUUCGAAUCACUUUCAUCCUUGGGCGGUGCGGCUGAAGGCCCAUCCGUCAAGACGGCAGCCACAGCUGCCAAGAUGACACUCAAAUCCUUCGUGUACAGCGUGAGGUUGGACGGCGGAAUCGUGAAGUUGAAGAACAUCUUGUAG